This is a messenger RNA of Cokeromyces recurvatus, 912 nucleotides long. RefSeq lists its product as uncharacterized. NCBI's taxonomy places the organism in Eukaryota, Fungi, Mucoromycota, Mucoromycetes, Mucorales, Mucoraceae. Gene Ontology annotation, biological process: rRNA processing. The record is from RefSeq and is a predicted model, not a curated record. The coding region runs from base 81 to 803 and encodes 240 amino acids. The transcript is spliced from 5 exons. Gene Ontology annotation, cellular component: preribosome, large subunit precursor; preribosome, small subunit precursor; nucleus.
UUAUUUGGUAUAUUUUUUUUUUUAAGAAUCUAAUCAAUUAUAACUUUUUCAUUUAAAUUUAUUCAGUCAAACAGUAAAAAAUGGUAGAAGUUGAUCCAGCUUAUCUUCCCCUUGGAAAAGAAUUAGCUGCUAAUGAAAAGAAAACUCGUGACAAAGCUGUUCGUUCACUUCGAAAGUUUUUAGCUUCUGGUGGCAACUUGAGUGAAAUUGAACUUAUAAAAUUAUGGAAGGGUCUCUUUUAUUGCUUUUGGAUGUCAGAUAAGCCUUUAAUUCAACAAGCUUUAGCUAAUGAUCUUGGAUCACUUGUUAUGGAAUUACCUGCGUCUAAUGCUAUUCCUUUCUUGAAGGUAUUUUGGCAAAUCCACUGUCAAGAAUGGCAUGGAUUAGAUAGAAUUAGACUUGAUAAAUAUUAUUUACUUUUCCGUCGAGUUAUAUAUUUCUCAUUCCAAUUCUUAGCAAGAGAAUCUUGGGAUGCUGGCUACCUUGAAGCAUAUAUGGAUAUGUUAAUCGAAGGCCCUUUAAGUCCAACAAAUAUGAAGAAUCCUGAUGCAAUUAGAUACCAUAUCAUUGAUAUAUAUUUUGAGGAAUUAGAGAAAGUUCUAGAUGAUAUUCGAUCUAAAUUAGAGUCUUCAGAUGAUUUAGAUGUGCCUAUGGAAGAAAUUAAUAGACCAUUUUUAGUUUUAUCAAAAGAAGGUCAUUCUAAAUUGCUAAGAAAGAAAGCUAAAGAAGCACUUGAGGCACACGAAAAAGAAAUGGCUGCUAUGGCAGAGGAUUCAGGAGAUGAGGAUGAAGAAGAACAAUAGAUGUUAUGUAAAAUAGGCUUAUUAAUAAAUAAAAAGAGGAUGUAUAUGUAAUUAUAAAUGCAUGUAUGCGUAUUGUCUUGUGUUUCUGAGAAAAAAUAAAAAAAAAAAA